AUGGCUGCUGAAGCGUCUUCUACCACCAAUGGCUCCAAGUCUCUCGCUGCCAUGCUUGAGGCGCAACACGACGAGGCCCAUAAGGCGACGGUCGAGGACGUUGUGGAUGAGGAGGAUCUCAAGCACCCCCCCUCCCUCGUCUCUCCCGUCACCCCCGCCGAGUCAUCCUCCCCAUCUCCAGUACCGAAACCCGCCAUGAAGAAGACACCCGCAUUCGACGUACAAUCCGAAGAACUUUUCCCCGCGCUGGGAAGCGGGCCGAAACCUGCUGCCCCUGCUGCGGCUACAUGGGGCGCAAAGAAACCCUCAGCGGCUGCGGCUGUUGCGAACGGUCUCCCGGCCCAGCCAAUGGGUGAGUCAAUCAACAGAAAGAUCCCGAAAAAUUUAGCUCUCAUUACUGAGAUCAAACCAACAGAUGUUCCCCGGGUCAUGUCGCUUCCGGGAAAGCACAUGGAGCAGCUUCGCUUGGCUCCGUCCCAGAUGCUCCCGCGCGGUCAACUCAAGAAACCCUUGCGGGAUAUCCUUCGUGAUAUUUCUCGCGGAUCUAAGGCUACUGUGGACAUGCGUGGUGGCAACAAUGGCCAAAUUAUCUUUGAAGGAAAAGGUUCUGUUGAUGCCGUUCGACAGGCCUUGAAAGAGGUCGCGCAACAGGUUGGAUCCAAGCAAUCAGUUCGCGUCCCGAUCCCGACCUCCGCUCGUCCUCACAUCAUUGGCCGCCAGGGUGCGGUGGUUCAAGAUAUCCAAAGCCGCACUGGUGCUCGUGUCCAGGUCCCUCGCGCCGAUGAUAACGCUGCCCCCGCCGACGAUGACGACAGCGAUACCAUUGACGUGUUGAUUGAGGGUGAUGCAGUGGCUGCAGAAAUGGCGCGCCGCGAGAUCGAGGCUAUCGUGAAGGAGCGUGGCUCUAACAUGAGCCUGCGCUUGAAGACCAUUCCCCCGGAGUUUUUCCCCUUCAUCGCUGGUGCUCACGACGCUACUCUGCGUGAAAUCGAAGAGCGUACCAAGGCGCAGGUUCAUGUCCCACGUUACGACACCUGGUCUAGCCAGCCGCCUCCUCAGGAAGCCCAACCUGGCCAGGUGCAAUUUGUGCCCUGUGCCGACAAGCACAUUCUCAUUUCCGGUGAGCGGGCUGCCGCCCAAGAAGCCCGCGCAGAGAUCGAGAGUAUGGCAGCUGAGCUGCAGCGCAAGUUGACUCUGCGCCAAUUGGCAAUAAACCGCGGCCAGCAUCAGUUCAUUCUCGGAAACGAAGCCGAUGCCCUGCACAAAUUCCUCGCUCAGACCGGAUGCGCCAUUGUCCUUCCUCCGGCUUCCGAUGACAGCGAAUUCCUUACCAUCACUGGCCCUCUGAACCAGAUCGAGUCCGGUAUUAACUAUGCUAUGGAUCUCGCUACUAGUAUGCAGAUGGCCAGCAUUGACUUGUCCCGCCAACACCCCGGUGCUCCCGCCGGUCCUCAUGCCCACGCUCGCGCCUUGACGCAGUAUCUCCGCCGCCGUCAGAUCAUCAAGCAACUCGAGUCUGCGUACGAUGCCCACAUUGCGCUUCCCCCGAGCGCCGACGGACCUGUCACCUGGGAGGUUUACUCUCGCGACGGCAAGAACACCAUUCGUGCUCGCUCCGACAUCAUGAACCUUGUCCAGGCUCACCCGCCCUCCCGCCUGCGCCAUGUCCCGAUUGACCCAUAUUUCCACUCUUACCUGCGUUCGCGCAGUGCCAACAAGCUCCAAAGUGACUACGGUGUCCACCUGCUUGUUCCCGAUGACGUGAACAGCCCCGAAGUUGUCCUUGUGUACGAGGGUCCUUCUGCUACUGCCUCUAACUUCGAGGUCUCUCGUCAACGCCCGUCCCCGGCCGAGGUCUCGGCCUUCGAGAAGUCGCUGAAGGAGGCCCAAGAGUACUUGCUGGGCAUUCUCGGAAACCAGAGCGAUAUUGUUGCCAAAGUCGUCUCGGUCCCUGCCAAAUACCAGGAGAAGGCGCGCAAGUUCAUCAUCCGCGAGCAGGAUGCCAAGGGCGACGAGAACAUUCCUGUGCGCGCUAUUGUCGGUGAUGCCAAGGGAUCCAAGUGCGAGAUUGCUCUCCGCGGACCUUCCGCCCUGGUGGAUGAGCUUUCUGCCAAGAUUAAUGCUUUCGUUACUCAACAGGAGCAGGAUGACCUUGAGCGUGGCUACACUACCACCUUUGACUUCCCCCAGAAGUUCGCCAACUUCCUUAUUGGCAAGCGCGGCGAGAACAUCAACAAGCUCCGCGAGGAGUUCGAUGUCGAUAUCAAGGUGGAGAAUGGCAAGGUCGAAGUUAAGGGACCCAAGGCCAAGGCUGAUGCCGCUCGCAUGCGCAUCAUCAACCUUGGCAAGAAACUGGAGGAUGAGACUACUCACAUCCUAAAAAUUCCCGCUCAAUACCAUCGUGAGCUGAUUGGACAGCGUGGAAACCAGGUCAACCGUCUUCAGGAUCGUUACUCCGUCCGGGUCCAGUUCCCCCGUGCAACUGUCGUGGAUGAUGCGGCCACGGAUGCUGGUAGCGACGCCGGUGGUGCUCGCGCCGGUCGUCCCCAGCAGGCUGCGGAUGAAGUGUUGGUCAAGGGCCCCAGCAAGGGUGCCGACUCUGCUCGGGAUGAACUCCUUAGUUUGUGGCAAUACGUCGUUGAGACCUCCCACAUUGCCAAUGUUUCCGUUGCCCAAAGUCAGGUCGCCUCGCUGAUUGGCCAGCGCGGUCGUGAAAUGGACAAGCUCCGUGCGGACACCGGUGCCCAGAUCGAUGUUCCAAGUGCCAGCGAUGCUCCUGAUGCGUCGGGACGUGUUCAAAUUCGCAUCAAGGGUACCAAGCAACAGGUUGCGGAAGCCAGGAAGAUCCUGACCCAGCGGGCCAGCGAGUUCGAUGCUACCGUCACCAAGUCGAUUGACGUGGAUAAGAAGCAUCACAAGGCCCUGAUUGGUGGAGGUGGUGCCAACAUUCGCAAGAUCGUGGUUGACGCUGGUGGCCCCAACGACGGUAGUGCUGCUCGCAUGGUCCGUUUCCCGCGUCCCGAUAGCACCGAAUCAACCAUCCGCCUUGAGGGCAAUGGCAAGAUCGUCGAUAGCAUUAUUGCUGCCAUCGAGGCCUUCGUUAAAGAGCGUGAGGAUCAGGUCACCGAGAUUCUCGAGGUUCCUACUGCUCAGCACCGCCUGUUGAUUGGUCGUGGUGGUGAUACUCGCCGUGGCAUUGAGUCCAAGUUCAAUGUGACCCUUGACAUCCCCAAGCAGGGAUCCGGCCGCACUGAUGUCAAGCUCAAGGGCCCCAGUAACGCUGUUGCCGAGGCCAAGGAGCACGUUCAGGGUAUGCUGAAGGAGCAGCACGCCGAGACUGCUGAGGUCCCUACCUACCUGCACCAUGUCGUUGCCGACAAUGGCGCCUUCUUCCGUCGUCUUCGCAACGAAUACCAGGUCACUGUCGACCACGCUGGUAAAUCCGUUCCCGCCGUACGAGCUGCGGAUGAGACCCGAUCUGCUGCCAAUGGCACUUCGCUUCCCCUCAUCACUGAUGACGCUGAGGCGGCUGUUGACGCUCACUCUUGGAACGUGGUCGACAAUGCUAAGUCUGCAGAUGCCGAUGUCAGCCCCUUCCCCUGGGUUCUGACUGGCUCCCCCGACAAUGUUGCCAAGGCCCGUGUCGCCAUCACCAAGGCCAUUGACUCUGCGCAGAAGCAGUCUGCUACCGGAUAUCUGAUCCUGCCAGACCCCAAGACCUAUCGUUUCGUGGUUGGUCAAGGUGGUAGCCAAAUUAACGCCAUCCGCAAAAAGACUGGUUGCCGAAUCAACGUCCCCAAGGACCAGGCUCACGGCGAGGCGAUUGAGAUCCGUGGCAGCUCCACUGGUUUGGAGGAGGCCAAGGACAUGAUUCUCGAGGCUGUUCAGAACGGGCUGAACGGCUCUACCCGGUGA
Penicillium argentinense is the source of this 3915-nucleotide messenger RNA. RefSeq names its product putative RNA binding effector protein Scp160. The record is from RefSeq and is a predicted model, not a curated record. Bases 1 to 3915 code for a protein of 1304 amino acids. Gene Ontology annotation, cellular component: cytoplasm; nucleus. Gene Ontology annotation, biological process: nuclear division. Gene Ontology annotation, molecular function: mRNA binding. Lineage: Eukaryota; Fungi; Ascomycota; Eurotiomycetes; Eurotiales; Aspergillaceae. The transcript has 4 exons.